CAAGCAGAGGCGUACUAUUCAGCGUUGCCUUGUCUCGGCUUUUCAUAUUUCAUUUUCCGCUGUUGAUUGAUUACUGAGACUAUGGAGAAGGCGAUCAACAGGCAGAAGGUUCUCCUCCACCACCUCCGCCCUCCUUCUUUCUCCUCCUCCGACGACUCUUCUCUCUCCGCCUCGGUAUGUGCGGCUGCGUAUGCAAGGAACCAGGUCUUCGGCGAUGAUGUCGUCAUUGUUGCAGCUUAUCGCACUCCGCUCUGCAAGGCCAAACGCGGCGGCUUCAAAGAUACUUAUGCCGAUGACCUUCUCGCACCUCUUCUCAAGGCAGUGCUUGACAAGACCAAUCUGAAUCCUAAGGAAGUUGGGGAUAUUGUUGUCGGUACCGUCCUGGCUCCGGGUUCUCAAAGAGCUAGCGAAUGCAGGAUGGCUGCUUUCUAUGCUGGCUUCCCUGAGACUGUGCCGGUUAGGACUGUCAACAGACAAUGCUCAUCUGGCCUUCAAGCUGUUGCUGAUGUGGCUGCUGCUAUCAGAGCUGGGUUUUAUGAUAUUGGUAUUGGCGCUGGCUUGGAAUCCAUGACUGCAAAUCCAAUGGCAUGGGAAGGGGAUGUUAAUCCUAAAGUAAAGAUCUUUGAACAAGCCCAGAACUGCCUUCUUCCUAUGGGAGUCACCUCGGAAAAUGUUGCUCAUCGUUUUGGUGUUUCAAGGCAGGAGCAAGAUCAGGCUGCAGUUGAUUCUCAUAGAAAGGCAGCUGCUGCUACUGCUGCUGGUAGGUUCAAAGAUGAGAUCAUCCCUGUGGCAACCAAGAUUGUUGAUCCAAAAUCUGGUGAUGAGAAACCUGUUACAAUCUCUGUUGAUGAUGGGAUUCGAAACACAACAUUGGGGGACCUAGCAAAGCUGAAGCCUGUGUUUAAGAAAGAUGGCACCACCACCGCUGGUAAUUCUAGUCAAGUUAGUGAUGGUGCUGGAGCUGUUCUCUUGAUGAAGAGAAGUGUUGCCAACCAAAAAGGAUUGCCAAUUCUUGGUGUAUUCAGGAGCUUUUGUGCUGUUGGUGUGGAUCCUGCCAUCAUGGGUGUUGGCCCAGCUGCUGCAAUUCCAGUUGCAGUGAAGGCAGCUGGUUUAGAGCUUGAUGAUAUUGACCUCUUUGAGAUAAAUGAGGCUUUUGCAUCCCAAUUCGUCUAUUGCCGUAACAAGCUGGGACUUGAUCCAGAGAAAAUCAAUGUUAAUGGAGGUGCCAUGGCCAUUGGCCAUCCCCUUGGUGCAACAGGUGCCCGUUGUGUUGCUACUCUUUUGCACGAGAUGAAGCGUCGGGGAAAAGACUGCCGCUAUGGAGUGAUCUCAAUGUGCAUAGGCACAGGGAUGGGUGCAGCUGCUGUUUUUGAAAGAGGUGACUGCGCUGAUGAACUAUGCAAUGCUCGCAAGGUUGAAUCACUCAAUUUUUUAUCCAAGGAUGCUCGGUAGAAGACACGUGUAGCAACAGGAGCUAUUACUAUCAAUAAUGUUUGGUGGAGUCUGAAAAUCAUAGUAAAUCACUGGAAUAACGUUGCGUAAUGUUUUCAUUGGGUACUGUAAUCACAUUGGUCAUUCUGACCAUGUUUAUUGGGAGGAAUACAAAUGUAGUUUGUUCUCCCAGA
Argentina anserina (silverweed cinquefoil) is the source of this 1625-nucleotide messenger RNA. Its product is annotated as 3-ketoacyl-CoA thiolase 2, peroxisomal. The coding region runs from base 82 to 1452 and encodes 456 amino acids. Gene Ontology annotation, cellular component: peroxisome. NCBI's taxonomy places the organism in Eukaryota, Viridiplantae, Streptophyta, Magnoliopsida, Rosales, Rosaceae. Gene Ontology annotation, molecular function: acetyl-CoA C-acyltransferase activity. Gene Ontology annotation, biological process: fatty acid beta-oxidation; phenylacetate catabolic process. The transcript is spliced from 14 exons. The record is from RefSeq and is a predicted model, not a curated record.